Gracilinanus agilis (Agile Gracile Mouse Opossum) is the source of this 8467-nucleotide messenger RNA. RefSeq names its product polycystin 1 like 2 (gene PKD1L2). The record is from RefSeq and is a predicted model, not a curated record. Gene Ontology annotation, biological process: detection of mechanical stimulus. Gene Ontology annotation, cellular component: membrane. Gene Ontology annotation, molecular function: calcium channel activity; calcium ion binding; protein binding. Lineage: Eukaryota; Metazoa; Chordata; Mammalia; Didelphimorphia; Didelphidae.
AUGUGGCCUUUAGUUCUCAUUCUGUUCUCCUUGUGUCAGAAUUUGAGAGCUAUUGAUGCAGUCCCAGAAAAAGGGACCUAUUGCUCCAAGAACCAAGUGGCUUUUAACCACUCAUGCUAUGAGUUUGUGGGCCAAAAGCGCUCUUUUGCCAGUGCCCAGAACUGGUGUGAGAGGCAGGGGGGCCAUCUUAUCUUCAUCAACAGUCCAGAAACCCAACAGUUCCUGCAAAGAAACAUCCCUAAAGAAAGGGAAUGGUGGAUAGGACUUACCUGGAAUUAUGCACGGAAUGGAACCACAGAAGGGUGGAUGACUUGGCUGGAUACGUCCAACAUAAGCUACAGCCACUGGCAUGAGGACCAGCCCAUUCCCUUCUUAGCCAGGUGUGGCUACAUUAUGAAAAAUUCCCAGUAUAAAUGGGCUGCAAUGGAAAACUGCACUCAGGAGUUUGCCUUCAUUUGUGAAUUUGAGUUUGGCCAGAGCCUGGCUUGUGAAGGUUCCAACGCCACCGUGCACUGUGGCUCCGGAGAAGUCAUCCAGAUCGAUGACAGCUUCUAUGGACGGCAGACGCCUCAUUACUGCACCACGGAGGCAGCUCUGCCUGCAGAGCUCGAGGAAGAAUGUGGUGGGAUCAGAGUCCGAGACGAAGUAGCAGGACAAUGCCAUGGGCUCCAAGCAUGCCAGGUGGCAGCAGAUGGGGCAUUCUUUGGAGAUAUGUGCCCUUCUCUUGGCAGUUACCUUUGGAUCCAAUAUCACUGUGUAGAAGGUCUGCAAGUGAGGGUGCCUGGUGUGUCUUUCAUCUCUGACAAUAUCACUAUCUCUCUGAUAUGGCUGCUCUCACCUUAUACUGGAAACCUGUCCUGCAUCAUCAACACUGGUGAUGGCACAGCUAUCGAUCCAUAUUAUCCCCCCAGUAGCUUGUCUAGCAAUGUGACUCAUCGAUUUACAUCUCCUGGAGAGUUUACCAUUUUCGUGGAGUGUACAGCCAGUGAGUGGCAUGUGAGUGCCCAGAGGCAAGUGACUAUCUGGGACAAGAUGGAGAGCCUCAGGGUGACUGGUUGUUAUAAUCGAUGGGAGUCUGGAAACAGCUCCUCCUGUAGAACCCUCUAUGGAGAUGUUUUAUGGAUCCAAGUGGAACUUGAUGGAGGAAUGGGAGUAACUUAUAUGAUAUUGUCAGAUAACAUCACUCUGACAGAAUCUGCCAUCCAGAAAGGAGUUAUCCCGCAUAAUCUGACCCUGGUCAGCACUGCACAGCCAUUGCUCCAUCCAGGAGUCCAUCAUCUGGAAAUUCGGGCAGUCAGCAACAGCACCACCUCCACACUUUCCAGAAACCUCACCAUUUACAUCAUAGAGCCCCUGUCUGGUCUUCAGGCCUUCUGGGUUUCUGAUCACUUGGAGCUAGGACAGGAUCUUCUCAUUAAUGUGUCUGUGGCCCAGGGGUUCCCUGAGGAGCUGACGUUUGAGGUGGCAGGGGCCAGUGGAAACUUCUCCUAUGUGAGAGAGUGUUUGGGGAAAGAAUCCAGGGUGUACAGCAUCCCUAUGCCAGUAGAAGGAACCUUUCUGGUCACAGUGCUUGUUCAAAACAUCUUCUCCAGUCUGAGCUUGGCAAUUGGGAGAGUCAGUGUAUCCCCUAAGGAGCCUGUCCACAAGGCAACUUCUGACAACCAAAAGCUAUCCAAGAUGAACUCCCAGAAGGAAAAUAAGGAGAAAGGGAAAAACCAGCUGUAUGUUAAGCCCAGUCGGUUUGUGGAUCCUUUCACGGCGGUGACUCUGGGCUGGCCAGAUGACAACAAGAGUCUGACCUUUGCGUGGUCGUGUGGACGGUGUUGGCCUCAGUGGCGGGAAUGUGUCCGGCAGCAGCUGCUCUUCACAGACCAAAGGGAGAUGCUGAUGGAGCCUGCCUGCCUGCCUCCUCCCAACUCCGCCAUCACCCUCCGCGUCCUGGUACACGGCGUCCAGGGAGAACGGUGGCAAGACGAACAGUGUUUAUAUGUGACAGCAGAGCAGAAGCUGCACCCUCAAAUCAGUUGUGAAAAGAAUUGCAAGCCAGUGAAUGUGAGUGAAGACGUCCUGCUGAGGGCCACUUGUGGUGAUGGCCAACAGUCUGUGACAUAUAGCUGGUAUUUAGAUAUCUCCUUCCAGGAAAAGGUGGAACCCCUACCUCCGGUCUGUGGUCUCAGUGGAUUUAGGCCAAGCUCCUUAAAGCUGCUACAGAGAAACACCCCCAUCUUGCUAAUGAACAGCUCGUUCCUGUCUGAACUCCAGGCCUCAACCACUGGUAUAGUUCAAAUUAAAGUUAUAGCAAUGACCAAGUGGGCCUAUGGAGAACAGAUCUAUGUCAUCAGCACUCUUUAUCCUCCUGAGGUUCCAGCCUGUACUACCAUUCCAGAGCAGGGGACCAUUCUGACAAGUUUUAGGAUCUCUUGCACCACAUCUGUAGAACCUGGCUUGCUCAUCUAUUGUUUCUGUCUGAAAUCAGAUUCAUGCCUCUACUGUGGUCAUGAGUCAGAACUCCUAUCAGCUUAUCUGCCACUUGGAGAAGCAGAAAAUAACUUUAUCCUGAAGAUUCUCAUUUCUGUUGCUAAUAAGGCUGGAGACACAGUUCAUACCCAUGUGGUAGUCAAGGUAGAACAAGAAGAUACAAUCAAGGGAAAUGGAACACUUCAUGCAUUGGUGUCAGAGAAGAUAAGCGACAUUCUUAUAGGAGAUAACAGCAGCACGGCACUUGUCCAGUUGUCUAAGUCAGUGGCCUCUAUCUUGAAUCUAGGGGUCAAGGACAAAGGCUUCCCUCCAUCUCUGAGAGCCAACUCUGCACAAGAGGUUAGAGAGCUCUUGUUGAAGACCCUGGCUUCUAUCCCUGUUGACGAAAUGCAGCAGGUUUUGGGGAUGGCAGAGGCACUUAAAGAUCUCACCUGGCACCAUGAAGAGCUCUCCCUUUCAGCCCAGCUGGUGGCCAGCCACAUUCUUCAGAAUGUCAGCAGGUCCCUGGCAAUAGGGAUGUCUAGUCCUGAGGAUGACACCGGCAGACAGAAGCGCCAGAUGAUGGCCACACACCUGUUCCAUGCAGUGGGAAACGUGCUUGAAGCAUCGAGGAGCCAAGAGAUUGAAGAGCCACUGGGCUCUGGUGCCAGCCAGGUGAUUGUAGAGCUGCUCAGUGCCCUGGAGAAUCUACAGAGUGCUCUCUUGCUAGGAAAGCCCCCAAGACACCAUCCCACCAUGUUGAGUUUACCUUCUAUCUCCAUGUAUAUCAACAGGGUGCAACCACAAGGUCUGGAUGGUGCUUCCUUUCAUUUCAACAUGAGCAACUCUGCUGCCUUCACUCUGCCCAGCAUUGUCUCCUUCAAAUCCUUGGGGAAUCAUGAUGAACCUGUGGACGUAAGGAUGGUGAGUUUUUCUGAGAAUCCCUUCCCUGCAAGGAGCAGCUUUGAUAUUCAAGGGAGUGUUGGAGGCCUUCAUCUGACUAGCCCUGAGGGCCAGCUCAUCCCAGUGAGGGAUCUGAAAGACAAUAUUGAGAUAGUGUUGCCUCGAUUUACAAAUUUAAAGGAUGCACAGACUAUACUGAAUCUGACAACUACAGGCACUUUGCAAGUGAAUAUGACCUCUGGAAAUGCUUCUCUGGUGAUCCACCUUGAGUGGGACUUUGAUCACCCACUUAUACUGUGCCUGGGCUAUGGCUACUAUCCCAAUGAGACCAACUAUGAUGUCAAAACUCACCUUCACCCAAAGAAUGAUUUUAUAGGUCAGCUGGCUACCUGGAUCCUAAGAGCUGAAGAGCUGCCUUUUGGAGAAGGAACUUAUUAUGUGAAAGUGAUUCCUACAGCUGAGCUGGAUCCAGCAGCCCAUCACAAUGUCACUGUUAGCAUCACAUGUUUCAUUUCCCAGUGCGUAUUCUGGGAUGAGCUCCAGGAGGACUGGAGCACUGAUGGUUGCCAGGUGGGUCCCCAGACUACCCUUUAUAGCACCCACUGCCUCUGCAACCAUCUCACCUUCUUUGGAAGCACCUUCUUUGUGAUGCCCAACAUCAUUGAUGUGAGCCAAACGGCUGAGCUCUUUGGCACCUUUGUGAACAAUCCUGUGGUUGUGACCACCGUGGGCUGCCUCUUUGUGGUGUAUGUGAUGGUAGUGGUCUGGGCAAGAAGAAAAGACAUUCAGGAUAAUGCCAAGGUGAAGGUCACAGUGCUAGAGGACAACGAUCCCUUUGCCCACUACCAUUACCUGGUGACAGUCUUUACUGGCCACCGGCGGGGAGCAGCUACCACCUCCAAGGUGACAGUCACACUGUGUGGAGUGGAAGGAGAGAGUGAGCCCCACCACUUAUCAGACCCAGAUACCCCAGUUUUUGAGCGAGGAGGUGUGGAUGUCUUCUUGCUGGCUACUCUAUUUCCACUUGGGGAACUGCAGAGCAUCCGACUGUGGCAUGAUAACUCUGGAGACAGGCCAUCCUGGUACGUCAACCGUGUAUCAGUCCAUGACUUGACACUGGAUCACAAAUGGUAUUUCCUCUGUAAUUCUUGGUUGUCCAUUGAUGUUGGCGACUGUGUCCUAGACAGGAGGUUUCCAGUGGCCACAGAGCAAGAUAUGAAACAAUUCAGUCACCUGUUUUUCAUGAAGACCUCUAAGGGCUUCCAGGAUGGACACAUUUGGUAUUCAAUCUUCAGCCGCUCCCCUCGAAGCUCUUUUACAAGGGUUCAGAGGGUGUCCUGUUGCUUCUCUCUGCUCCUCUGCACAAUGCUGACCAGCAUCAUGUUUUGGGGGGUCCCCAAAGACCCUGCAGAGCAGAAAAUGGACUUGGGUAAAAUUGAAUUCACUUGGCAGGAAGUGAUGAUUGGUUUGGAAAGCUCCCUCCUUAUGUUCCCCAUCAACCUACUUAUUGUUCAGAUCUUCCGGAACACAAGACCUCGGACACCCCAAAAUGAGAAAACUGGGAAGAGUCCUGUGUCCCCACGGCUCCCUCCUACCCCAGAGGCUGCACAGGAGGCCCUCCUCACCCCUGAGACUGUAACAAAGGAUAUUCGGAGAAUUGUCAGUUCACUGCUUAAAACUCUGAAGAUUUCAUCACUUGAUUCACAUUCAGAUUUGGGGAAAUUGAUGGAUAUCAAUAAACUAUUGACUUUAAUAGAAGAGAUCAUUUGCUCACAGAACAAAACUGGGAAGGAUUUUAAUGUGGAAAGCAGGAAAAAAGAGGAUUUCUCUAUCCUCACCCUUAGAUCUGUCAACUUAAAAGAGCAAACCAGAAUCCCCAGAACUAAGAAAGAGAUAAAGAAUUGGCUCCAGAGCAGUGACUACAGUCAUUAUCUCCUUAUGCAUCUUCAACAUGUAGAGAAAGAACUUCGACUUCUGGGGCCUCAUGAUUUCCAGGAUCCCAAGUGCCAUGCCCAGGCAAUGGGGCAAAUCGAGACUCUGAAAAGCCUUCUGAGGAACCUGGAUAAUUCCCAAGAACCAACAACCAUGAGAGACCAGUCCACAGUGAGAAUCACUGGGUCCAACAAGCAAGGUUCUGCUAGCCCAGGCCUGCCCUGGUGGUUUGUCCUCAUUGGCUGGCUGCUUAUUGUGAGUACCAGUGGUACAGCAGCCUUCUUCACCAUGCUCUACGGGCUGCACUACGGGAAGGACAACUCCAUCAAAUGGCUUCUUUCCAUGGCAGUCUCAUUUGUGGAAAGUGUUUUCAUCACCCAACCCCUGAAGGUCCUGGGAUUUGCUGCCUUCUUUGCCCUGGUCUUGAAGAAAGUAGAUCAAGAGGAAGACUAUUCAGCACCUGUAGCUGGACACCUAUGUAGCCCAGAAUCAGACAUUUUCUUCCGAGCCCGUAGAGACAGUCAAAGUGGCAUCUACCAACCGCCUAUUGAUGCUGAUGUUGAGAAGAUGAAGAAGAAUCGCCUUAAGGAGCAGAAAGCAUUUGCUUUAAUUAGAGAAAUAUUAGCUUAUGUAGGAUUCUUAUGGAUGCUUUUGUUGGUUGCUUAUGGGCAGAGAGACCCCAAUGCCUACUACUUUAACAGGCACCUAGAAAACAGCUUCUCUACAGGACUUCAGGGUGUGCUCAGUUUCCAAGAAUUCUUUAUGUGGGCCAAGACCACAUUAGUAAGCAACUUGUAUGGUUCAUACCCAGGCUUUAUCACAGAUGGAAAUUCAAAGCUAGUCGGCAGUGCCCGGAUUCGUCAAGUCAGAGUCCGCAAUGAUUCCUGCCCUAUCACCCAGGAGCCGUGGGAUUUUCAUGAGUGUCAUGUGCCAUAUUCCCUGGAAGCUGAAGAUAUGUCUGACUAUGGUGAAAGUUGGAAUGGCUCUGGUUGCAAUGAAAGCUCUAACUUUUCCCAGGCUUGGCAGUAUCAAAGUCAGACCCAGCUACGAGGUCAACCCAUCUGGGGCAAACUCACAAUUUAUCGGGGUGGAGGCUACACAGUACAUUUGGGAACAGAUCCAAAGAAUGCAUCAAGGGUUCUGGAGUAUCUCUUCAACAAUACCUGGCUGGACACCUUUACUAGGGCAGUGUUUGUAGAAUUUACUGUCUAUAAUGCUAAUGUGAACCUUUUCUGUAUUGUGACACUGACUUUUGAAACAAAUGCAGCAGGGGCUUUCCUUCCACAAGCAGAACUACAAAGUAUCCGACUUUAUCCUCUCACCAAUGGCUUACAUGUCUUUGUGGUAGCAGCUGAAGCUAUCUACUUCCUCUUCAUAGUCUAUUAUAUGGGCAUUCAGGGCAGGCUCAUGAAGAGUCAGAAAUGGAGCUACUUCCGAAGUAAAUGGAACCUACUAGAAUUAGCCAUCAUCCUUAUCAGCUGGAGUGCUUUGUCAGUGUUCCUGAAGAGGACUAUCCUGGGAGCCCGAGAUGUCAAGUACUACUUGACUCACAAGAACAAGACUGUUGGUUUUGGAGAAACAGCCAGUGCAGAUGCAGUUCUAGGUUAUUUGAUUGCAGUCCUGGUACUCCUGUCAACUGUGAAAUUGUGGCAUCUGCUCAGGCUGAACCCCAAGCUAAAUGUCCUCACUUCCACCCUGCGCAGAGCCUGGGGAGACAUCUCUGGAUUCAUCAUUGUGAUUGCUAUCAUGUUCCUCGCCUACUCAAUAGCAACAAACUUGAUAUUUGGCUGGAAGCUUCAUUCCUACAAAACCCUUUUUGAUGCAGCAGAAACAAUGGUCAGCCUGCAGCUAGGGAUCUUCAACUAUGAAGAGGUCUUGGAUUCUAACCCUGUGUUGGGCUCGCUCUUGAUUGGUUCCUGCAUCAUCUUUAUGACAUUUGUGGUGCUAAAUCUGUUUAUUUCUGUCAUCCUUGUUGCCUUUAGUGAGGAACAAAAAUAUCACCAGCCUUCUGAAGAGGAAGAGAUUGUUGAUUUGCUCUUGAUGAAACUCUUCAGUUUCCUUGGCAUUAAGUGCAAAAAGAAUGAGGAUGUCAUGACUUCUGAUACCAGCCAGCCUUGGACUGACCAGGCAGAAGACAAGUUCGAAAAUUUACAGACAAACAUGAAUGGAUAUCAACUGAAAAUGGUAUUGGAACGGUGGGAAUCAGCAAUUUUGCACAGAAAAGGAUCUGAAGCAGAGGUUGUCAAUGUCACACAGCUACUGAAGCAGGAUUCUAACCCAAAUCUCUCUACGACCAAGUUCAGAAAAAAUUUUAGAUGGGUUUUUUGCAUGCCACUCUUGGAAGCACUGGGAGAUGUAGUUUACUGUAGUCUUCCAGAAGUUGGAACAAAAUUGAACAAACAAGAUGAAUUUGGAGCUUUGGAAAGUGUGAAAGCUGCCAGUGAACUCUAUUCUCCACUAACAGGAGAAGUAACUGAAAUUAAUGUAGCUCUUGCAGAAGACCCAGGACUUGUCAACAAAUCUUGUUAUGAAGAUGGUUGGCUGAUCAAGAUGACUCUGAGCAAUCCUUCAGAACUCGAUGAACUGAUGAGUGAAGAUGCAUAUGAGAGAUACAUAAAAUCUAUUGAGGAUUGAAUGUGAAUCCCCAAGUAAAUUAGCAUAAGAACACAGUCCCACAUAGUUUUGACCUAAAUUAGUGGUGUAUGGAAGGUUAGCAACUUUAACACUUCUGGAACAACACCAUGGCAUGGAAAAAAAAUAUUAACUCCUCAGAAAUGACUGGAUAAAAAUACUAUUUGCACCUUUUGCACAACUUCUUAGUAAUGAUUUUAAAUUAGUGUCUGUCUAGUUCUGAAUUCAUUGCAUCAUGUGUGGUAAAAGUGAAUUCUGAGAUCAUGUACUUCAAAGCUAGACUUAUCUGUAAAAAGCCUUAAAUCAAUAAUGUUGUAUGGCCACUCAAAUCCAUCCAUCACCACAAGUUUUGUUCAAAAUACAUUUGGUUUUCUGUCCAUGGGAAUAAUUUACUGAGACUGGUUAGGUGGCUCUUGACAAAUGGAGAGCAAGUCUAUCUUAGUUUUUGAAUGAACUGCUUGGCUGAAGCCAUUUUAUACAGAUGAGGCUUCAACUUUGCAGCAGGUUAGGUAUUGGAAUUUAAUAAACUUUUAAAAAACCCUGA